This is a messenger RNA of Thrips palmi, 2769 nucleotides long. RefSeq lists its product as uncharacterized. The coding region runs from base 174 to 2486 and encodes 770 amino acids. The transcript is spliced from 10 exons. NCBI's taxonomy places the organism in Eukaryota, Metazoa, Arthropoda, Insecta, Thysanoptera, Thripidae. The record is from RefSeq and is a predicted model, not a curated record.
CCACUCUGGGCUGGCGUCUGCUUGCGCUUCUGCUUCUGCUAACAGACGAAAAAACACAACACACCGCCAUUUUGUGAUUAUUUGCUGAAUUUCAGGCUCUUUUGAGUCGGCUUACCAGUGUCAGUUUAGUGCAGAUUUGCCCUUAGUACUCUGUAGAUAUUACUGCAUGUUAGAUGUCCGUUAGCAGUGGAGGUUUGGGGACUGUGUAUUCUCGUCUACCUCAGUCCACUAGUGACAUAGAGACAUCAGAAGACGAAAUAAGUCAACAUGAAAAUCUUAUUUUUUAUAGGAAGCUGGGCACUCCAAAAAAGGCAAUCGUGAAAACAGAAGAAGCUAGUAACACCACAAUGAAAGACUAUCAACCCCUAAACCAUGAGGGAGGUCCAGUGGAGAGUCAUGAGGUUCACAUCAAUGGAUUCAGCAAUAUAAACUACAAUUAUUCCCAUGGAACUGGCGCCACAGGAACAGGGAUUGAAGAGGAAACAAUGGUCAUGGGUGCAUUGGGCGGGUCAUCUGGUAAAAAAGAGGGUGAAGUAAGACACGGCAAUUUGCAAAUGUUGGUGGGAAACAAGCAUCCUAUGUCAUUGAUGCGUCAGGUUGCAUUUGUCAUGUCUCUAUGCCUUUGUAUAUUUGUAAUUGUUGCAUUUUUGUGGGUACUUCCCUGCAAUUGGUCAACUUGCCCAAUAAUGCAAUACGAUAAGCAAGGUGGGAGUUCUUGGGAAAAAACUUUACAUCGAUUAGAAUUGAUUGGGGGAAUUAGUGUUGUUCCAAGUAAUAAUGAACAGCACAAUAAUCUGUUGUUCAUGGUCCGGGGUGAAAUAAAUUUCCCAGACAAUGAUAAAGAACAGGAAACUACAGUCUUCACAAAUCCCAUUCGUUUUGCCAUCAAGAAGGAAGAACCCACUCCGGAGUGGGUCCCAAUUCCUGCAAGUGGAGGAGGCCUUGUUGCUUUGAAGGGCUCUACUGGAGAUGUAUUAUGGUAUAAGACUUUACAUUCAGUCCCUAGGGACAUGGACUGCUCCCUAAUUGAUUUGGAUGGAGAUGGAAAAACAGACUGCCUAUUGAUUGGAUCAAAUGAUUUAAUGUAUGCUUUCAAUCCUGUAACCUCCACUACCAUUUGGUUUCUCCAUGCUGAGAAAGAAACUGAUUAUGUUCCCUCUGACAUGGAGUUCCCUCUCAUACUUCCUGAUGUGGAUCAAGAUAAUAUAUUUGACCUCGCUAUUGCCUGUCGAAUGUUGAAACGCAUCACAAACUCAUCUUCAGACAAAACCCCAUCAAUUUCCACUAAAACAUCUCAUAAUCGCAUAGCUAUUGUCUCAGGAAAGACUGGAAAGUUGAUUGGUAGAGCAUUUGUUGAUGAUACCUGUCAAACAAUCUACAAAUUAACUGUUGAUGUGGAUAAAGAUUGGUUUAUAUCAUACACAUGUGUGGACUACAGAGGAAAAGAGUCAGCUAAACUGACUGAGCUCAAUUUACUCUACAAAAGUGUCACCAAUAAAUCUGCUCCAGUUGACUUCAGUAAGCACACAAAGGGUGGUGUACCCAUAAAGCAGCAUGUGUUUUCUCAAAAUUAUGGUCCUCCUGACCUCAUUGGCAAUAGAGAACCCCAAUCUUUUAACAACAAACCAACUACUUACUCAGUCCAUGGGAAGAAGUUAACAAUACAGAACCAAGGCCAGUGUCCUGAAGACUGCAAAGCUACAGCUCGAGUUUUUGAUGAAGGGAAGAGCCUUAAUAGUUCCAUUUGGAGUGAUGGAGGUGCUAAAAUGUACGCCUUACGUCCUGCAAUAUUGCUGUUUAAUUCUCAAACGAUGAGUUUCAAUGCCAAUAAAAAGCCUGAUACAGCCGACUCAGAACCUUUGUUGGGCACUGUGACUGGUUUUGCUGUGAAAUUUUGGCACUGGACAAGCUGUGAAAAAUCUCCAAUUUGGGACUCUCAACAAAAAAGAGUCAAGCGUAUGACUAAGGACAAGGAAUGGGGAAGUAUUUUGCAGCCGAAUGACCACUGGCAUGAUGGUAACCUCGACAAAAAGCCCCCAACAGAAUACAUUGAAUCCAGAGAAUCUCGUAUAGGUAGCUCUGGUAUAAAUACCACCACCAAAAGUCUAAGUAGGAAUACAAGCACUAUCACAAUAACCCAUCAUCCAAAAGAUACUUAUAGUGCGUACUGCCUAAAGGAGCGCAUAGUGCUCAUAACAUUCAAUGACACAGACAUGCAUCUGGUAAAUGCAAGUGAAAGUGAGAUCAAGCAAUUGUGUUCAAAUGUGGGAUGUCAGCCAAGCCUCUUCUACCAGGAGCAAUCAUUGAUCAUUGCUGAUCUUGAUGGAGAUGGUUCCAAGGAGCUGGUCUCAUACUUAACCACUUAUGAAACUGAUGAUGACGGCAAACCUCCGGGCUCUGGCCGCUUAAUACUUGUGUCCAAAGUAAGAGUAGUACGGUUGGAGGCUGAACUUCCAAAGUUAUAUGAAGCUGUCACUCACUUGUAGGAAAAUGAUUCAACCUCUGGGUUUUCUUUGUUUUUUAUCUAUUGUCAUUUUUAUUUAUUUAUUUAUUUUAUCUAUUUAUUUGCGUCUCUCUAACAAGAAUCAUUCCACUAAAAAAAAAAGUAGUGUAUUGUCAGCACUAUUUAUGUUAUACAAAUGUUCUGCCUCUUUGUUCUUGCCUUAGAAAAAGUAGUAGCAAAAUUGUAAGACUUAAUAUUUAACUGUGAUUGUUGAUGUGAAUUGAUUAUGUCUAAAAGCGGGAAAGAGGAAAUGAUAUGACUCGAGA